GUUGCCGAACCAGUGAACCACUCAAAGAGAAUGAUCCUUGUACUUGAGGGCAUUUAUACCCGAGGAGCAAGGGUUAAGCGUGGGGGCGGCCCGUCCCUUGUCUUGUCACAAUUGACUCGUUAGUCACCUGCUUUCGAGGUCAGGCCAUCAUACGUAUUUCCAAGAGCCCUCAGGACCUAAUACGUUUCAUAUUGCAUUCCUUGACAAUCGAUCUCCGUCGAACAAAGUCUCGGCUCCAGUUUGAGACCACGGCGCCAUGAGCAGCCCCAAGUCUAAACAGGCCUCUCCGGCCUCCAGUCCCAAGUCGAAUACUGGCGUGACAUCACUUCCUAUUACGGCAGAUCCCCAAUUUGAGAACGGAGGCGAGCACGAUGAUACAUCCUCGGAAUUGAGCGAGGAAUUCGAGUCGACAGCUUCUUUGACCGACAGCAUCCGAGACUUCCGUCAUAUCCACGGCCGUACCUAUGGGAAUUCCAAGACUACGGAGUACUGGGCCCCCAACGACGAGCGGCAAAAUGAAGGCCUAGAUAUUACGCACCACUACAUACUUCUCUACUUCGAUAACAAACUUUUCCAAGCGCCUAUCAGCAAGAACCCACAGAGAGCGUUGGAUGUAGGAACUGGCACCGGCGUAUGGGCAAUAGACUUUGCCGAUGAGUUCCCCUCUGCCAAAGUCAUCGGCACCGACAUCUCCCCUAUCCAGCCAGCGUGGGUGCCGCCCAACUGCGAGUUCUGCAUAGACGACGCUCAGCUCGAGUGGACCUGGCCGCCCGACCACUUCGACUACAUCCACAUUCGUGACCUCUACGGUAGCAUCGACGACUGGUCUGCCCUCUACAAGAAGGCCUAUCGCCACCUCAAGCCCGGCGGCUGGUUCGAGGACCUCGAGCUCGACAUCCGCGCUCACUCCGACGUCGUCACCGACCCCGAGCACAUCUACAACCGCUGGAAUCGCGUCUUCCAAGAGGCCGGCGAGAAGAUGGGCAAGACGUUUAAGAUCGCCAUUGGCUCGCGCAUGCGGGAUCUCAUGGAAGAAACGGGCUUUGUCGACGUCACUGAACAAAAGUUUCGACUCCCCAUGAGCGCCUGGUGCCUCGAACCCAAGUUGAAGGAGAUCGGGCAAUUUGUGCAGAUGUUCGUGGACGGCGGACUAGAGGGGUUCGGGCUGUACCUCUUGACACAAGUUAUGAACUGGAAAUACGAGGAGUGCCAGGUCUUCAUUGCGGAGAUGAGGCAGGCUCUGAGGAAUAAGAAGCUGAAUCCUUACUACGAGGUGACUUUGGUGUAUGGGCGGAAACCCGAGGACCCAACUGGUGCUUAAACUUCUGCUCAGGUUUAUGUCGGCCUUUGGUUUGCAUAGGCGGUUCCUAAAUCCAACAAAGCAACACCAAGCCAUCGGGAACUAGGUAUCAAUUGCCCGGAAGAAAAAGUGGCAAGUCUGGAGACGGUGGCCAUGGGGCAGAACGGAUAAAUAUUCUAGGCGUUCCUUGACCGAAUAAAUUAAAGACUGCGUCCUCCCCUGUCCUUCUUUCUUUUUUCUUUUUUCUCUAUUUGCUCAUUUCUGGUCGGUCCUUUUCAUUCCGAAGAAAAACGGCAAAGUUCAAACACUAACACCCUCUUCGACUGCCGCCAUGUCCGCGUCGGGUCAGUGGUACGACCGUUACCGCAAAUGUGAUGAUGGAUAUUCGCAUGAAGGAGAGCUUGAAUUGAUCACCUGGACAU
Messenger RNA from Ilyonectria robusta, 1722 nucleotides. Its product is annotated as S-adenosyl-L-methionine-dependent methyltransferase. The transcript has 8 exons. Gene Ontology annotation, molecular function: methyltransferase activity. Lineage: Eukaryota; Fungi; Ascomycota; Sordariomycetes; Hypocreales; Nectriaceae. The record is from RefSeq and is a predicted model, not a curated record. The coding region runs from base 257 to 1321 and encodes 354 amino acids.